Molecule: messenger RNA, 588 nt
Organism: Naegleria gruberi
Lineage: Eukaryota; Heterolobosea; Eutetramitea; Acrasida; Naegleriidae
Exons: 1
Coding region: 1-588 (195 amino acids)
Source: RefSeq, a predicted model, not a curated record
AUGGUCGAAAAAUACUACUAUGACAUUAAUGGCUAUAGAGUUAAGAGAAAUUGUGCAUCAGCAAAUGAUAGAAUUUAUUUAAAUAGUGGACUUUACGUUGGAAGAAAACGUGAUAUUAGAAAGGCACUUUCCAUUGGAUUGAAUGUGAAAAGAGGUGAACCAAAGGAAAGAAUUGAAGAUCAAGCGCUAUUCCAAUACAUUUAUGCCACCAAUAAGUAUCCAAUUCUUAUGGAUUGUGAAAAGAAAAUGUUUUACAGUCCAUUCUCAGCUUGUGAUACAAUUGUUAGUGAGGAAGAGAAGAAGUGGUCGUGUUCUAUUCGUGAUGGUCAGGAGGAGACACCAGAUAGUGUUGUCUACGUUCAUUCAAAUGGUGGAUUUUGUUAUUCACUUUGUAAUUGUUUCACUUCAAUGAAACAAAAAGGAAUGUUCAAGAAUUUAAUGGAACAGUAUCAGGACAAGUUGAGUUUCAAGUCGUAUGAUAUUAAUUCUAGAAAAGUGAGAAGUGUUUUGAUGAAAUAUGCUUGUGGACACUUUGUUGAUGAAGAUUUCGCUUUGGAUUCAUGUAAUACUCAACCUCCUCCUGCUUAG